Molecule: messenger RNA, 963 nt
Organism: Solanum stenotomum
Lineage: Eukaryota; Viridiplantae; Streptophyta; Magnoliopsida; Solanales; Solanaceae
Product: LOB domain-containing protein 1-like
Exons: 2
Coding region: 69-665 (198 amino acids)
Source: RefSeq, a predicted model, not a curated record
UACUACUCUCUUUGCUCUGCUUUCUUAAUUCCUUGCACGUACACUUUUUUUUUAUAAAUUUUAAAAAUAUGGAGUCCAGCAAUACGACGAUCACCACCACAACACCGUCGUCUCCUUGCUCCGUAUUACCGCCAACUAACUCUCCAUCUCCGCCGCGGGUCGUGGCCACACCUUGUGCUGCCUGUAAGAUAUUACGGCGGAGAUGCGCGGAGAAAUGUGUGUUGGCACCUUAUUUUCCUCCCAGUGAACCCAUCAAAUUCACCAUUGCUCAUCGUGUUUUUGGUGCUAGCAAUAUUAUCAAGUUCUUGCAGGAAUUGCCGGAAUAUCAAAGAGCAGAUGCUGUAAGUAGCAUGGUGUACGAGGCUAACGCUAGGAUGAGGGAUCCAGUCUAUGGUUCUGCUGGGACAAUUUGUCAACUUCAAAAACAAGUAAAUGAGCUACAAGCACAAUUAGCCAAAACACAAGCUGAACUCGUCAAUAUCCAAUGCCAACAAGCUAAUCUCAUGGCCUUUGUUUACAUGGAAAUGGGACCAUCUCCACCAACAUCACCCCAACAAUCUUUGGACAAGUUCACCAAUAGUACUAUACAUGCCACCACCCAAAAUAACAUGAGUUUCUUAGAUGAAAACAACAAUAAUGGGACCCUGGAGACUCUUUGGACAUGAUCAAAAAGGAAGAUAUAUGUAUAUGUUCCUCAAACAACAUUCACACAUCGAGACAGAUCUAGAACUUAAAUUUGAUUGAUUCAAGUUUUCAAGUUCUUAUUAUUGAAUUCGAUAUAAUUAUACUUUUGAAAUAUCUCAUAGGUUAUGUCAAAACUUUAGUGUUAUUUUAAAUAUUAUGUUUUAUGUAAAAAAUAAUGGAUGCAACGGAACAGAAUCUGGUAAAGCGGGGUUUAUCUGCCUCUGUGUUUAUAUAUAUAGUCAUGGGAGCAGAUUUAACUCCCUAGAAGGUUAUAGUGGA